Crotalus tigris (Tiger rattlesnake) is the source of this 2659-nucleotide messenger RNA. RefSeq names its product gamma-aminobutyric acid type A receptor subunit delta (gene GABRD). The transcript has 9 exons. Gene Ontology annotation, molecular function: neurotransmitter receptor activity; GABA-A receptor activity; extracellular ligand-gated monoatomic ion channel activity. Gene Ontology annotation, biological process: monoatomic ion transmembrane transport; nervous system process; chemical synaptic transmission. The record is from RefSeq and is a predicted model, not a curated record. Gene Ontology annotation, cellular component: GABA-A receptor complex; neuron projection; membrane. Lineage: Eukaryota; Metazoa; Chordata; Lepidosauria; Squamata; Viperidae. Bases 527 to 1879 code for a protein of 450 amino acids.
GCCAGCAGCUCUGUGCAGUUCUGUGCUUGAGUUCUUUUUUUUUCUUACAAAAGACAUAUUUAAAGUGGCAGUCGUCGUCUCAUUUUUCUAGUGGAGGUACCAGCGAGGGAAGGAUGGAGAGCUAAAUGAAAGAGAACAGUUGCCCUCGAAUUUUGCUUGGCGCUGGGCAGGCACGCAGGAGGGAGUGGAGGCCACUCGGAGUAGCACCGGGCUCUUCUCUCUUUCUGCCUUCUCUACUCCACUUCGCUUCCUUUGCCGUCGUGCGCGCCUCUGGUUGCUGCGGUGCCACGUCGCUUGGAGAGGCAACGGAGCCUCCAACUUCUCUCUUCCCCCCCCCCCCCGAACACACACUACUUCUCUCCCCUCCUCUUUCUUUCCACUGUGCGGAGCAGGACCGACCUUCGUGCCGCGUUGCCCCCGGGAGCUGCCUACGUCGCCCCGCGCCCGAAGGGACUUUGGGGGAAACUGCCUGCCCUGCACCUGUUUUCUCGCCCCUUCGGUCGACGUCCCUGCCUCUCGGCCAGAGAUGGAAUCGCUCACCUGGGUUUUCCCCUCCUUGCUGCUGCUCUGCGCCCAACACCACACCUGGACCAGAGCCCUGAAUGACGUUGGAGAUUAUAUCGGGUCAAACAUCGAAAUAUCCUGGUUGCCCAAUUUGGAUGACUUGAUUAAAGGAUACGCCCGGAAUUUUAGGCCAGGAAUUGGAGGGCCCCCUGUUAAUGUGGCUUUGGCUAUCGAGGUGGCUAGCAUUGACCACAUCUCUGAAGCCAACAUGGAAUAUACGAUGACUGUCUUUCUGCAUCAAAGCUGGCGGGACCACCGGCUGUCGUACAAUCGGACCAAUGAAACGCUGGGCUUGGAUAGCCGUUUUGUGGACAAACUCUGGCUGCCGGAUACGUUUAUAGUCAAUGCCAAGUCAGCCUGGUUUCAUGAUGUAACGGUGGAGAAUAAACUUGUAAGGCUGCAGCCGGAUGGAGUCAUUCUUUACAGCAUCAGGGUUACCUCCACGGUGGCCUGUGACAUGGAUCUCACCAAGUAUCCAAUGGAUGAGCAGGAAUGCAUGCUGGACUUGGAGAGUUAUGGCUACUCCUCCGAGGACAUUGUCUACCACUGGUCUGAGAACCAAGAGCAAAUUCACGGGUUGGAUAAGCUGCAGCUCGCUCAGUUCACCAUUAUCAAUUAUCGAUUCACUACUGAACUUAUGAACUUCAAAUCUGUUGGCCGGUUCCCCCGCCUGAGUCUCCAUUUCUACCUGCGGAGGAACCGAGGUGUCUACAUCAUCCAGUCCUAUGUCCCUUCAAUUCUCUUGGUGGCCAUGUCAUGGGUCUCCUUCUGGAUCAGCCAAUCAGCUGUGCCUGCACGGGUCUCCCUAGGCAUAACCACAGUUCUUACCAUGACGACCCUGAUGGUGAGUGCUCGCUCUUCCCUUCCUAGGGCUUCGGCCAUAAAAGCGUUGGAUGUCUACUUCUGGAUCUGCUAUGUCUUUGUCUUCGCUGCACUGGUGGAAUACGCCUUUGCCCAUUUCAAUGCUGACUAUAUGAAAAAGCAGAAACACAAAUUGAAGACCAGCAAGCAGGCAGAAGAGGUCAAUGUGAAGAGCGCCAUUGUUAUGUUCUCCCUUUCGAUUGCGGGAGUCAACCAGGAGCUGGCCACGUCCAGCAGGCAUCGCCGAGGGCCCCCAAACCCAUCUGGCUUGUAUGGCUCAGCUGAAGUAGAAACGGGGGACACCAAGAAAGGAGGGGCACCAAAGGCCAACACUGGUCUCAAGUCUCUUUUCAAACCCAUUGAUGCUGAUACCAUUGAUGUCUACGCAAGGGCAGUUUUCCCAGCUGCCUUUGCUGCAGUCAACGUCAUCUAUUGGGUGGCCUAUACGAUGUGAGGAUCCCAAACAGCAGCCGGUUCCUUUGCCAUUCCCUGAAGGAGCUUGGGGACAAUUGAGAGAGCAUCCCAUGAGCCAAACGUGGCAGCACUUUUAUCAGUACAGCUGUUCCAAAGCCAAACUGUUCUUUUGCAGGCGCAAAUGUUUGUUUUAUGGCCUCUUCCAUCCCCGACAAUGAAGGCGAAGGAAGAAUGGCUCAACUUUAUAAUUUGAUUUUGUUGAAGUUAAACAGCUCUGCCAAGCCUUUUGCUUCUCCGUUAACUAUGCCAAUUUCUGAAGGAAGACAAAUGCCUUUGGAGCAUCUGAUAGAUCAGGAAUAUAUUUGAAAUAAUUUGUUGUGAAAGUAGGACACAAUUUCUUGAGAGGUUUAUUAUCCGGGCAACAAUUCAGGUGGGACAAAUCAUGCACGGGAUGAAAUGAAAUGAGCAAAUUUUCGAGAUGAAGUGGCUGCUCUAGAUUUUGCCUGAUUUUCAAGCCUUGAUUAUUUACAGGUUCAACUACUCAAAGAUGGGCUGGUUGAGAUUUUACAGAAUUUCUCUUUAUUUAUUGUGAUCGGCAGCAUUGCCAUGCUCCUUGACUGUAAAGUUGCCAUAGCAGUAAUGGCAUGAUAAUUUAUAUUUGGCAAUUUUGAAAUGGUUUCCUCCUCCUUAAUUAUUUAUCAGUUCUAUACUGCUUUUAAAUUUGGAGAGUGGAGAUAAGGUUCUGAUUCGAGGCUUUGUAAUUUUUAAUGUACCUUUUGUUUAGCAUAAAAGGAUUUAGAACAAACCUAGCUGAGAAUAA